AUGCAAAAUGGCACAUUAAAGCCUGCAGGGCUAUCAUCAGCCCAAAUUAAUAGCACAACUCAUUUUCAUCUCUCUCGAUUGCCUGACUAUUUAGCUUAUCCAAACUCUCAACCAAAUUUUAAUGCAACUGAAUUUAAAGGUGCUCGUGUUAACUUACAAACAAGAAGAAGUAACUCUUUAGCUUUAUUUACAAACUCAACACCUUUCAUUGGAAUCCCAUCUUCAAGCCAUCUUCAGGUCAAACAUUAUCAUGCUAACAGUGAGUCUGAGGGCACUGAUUGACGAUUUAACAAAAAGUUUUCAAUGAUUAAUUAUCAGAAAACAAAUUUUGACCCAAUUUCGCAUGCUAAUAUAAAAUCUAGACCAAGCACAACCAGCCAUAAACUUCGAGGGCUUGAGGACUAUGCAUUAAAAACAAUCCCUAAGAUGCACAAAAAGUACUAAUUCUCCUAAUUCUUGAUCGAGCAAUUAAGGAAAAUUGAUCCCAUCCUUGAUCAAACGUUUUCCAUAUUGCCAAAAAUGAAACCCGCUCCCUUUACCGACCAAAUCUAACUACCCAGCUCUGCUAAUAAUGAAUCUUUAGAUAUUACAGUAUAAUCACUUUUAAAUAGUUUUAAAUCGAUUUCUAGCAUAUUUUUUAAUGUUUUGCAUUAUCUAUAUACUAUUAUCCUAUCGCUAGCGCAAAAAAUAAUUUAUAUGGAAAAGAGAUUUAAUAUAAAAUUUCAGAUUAAUAAAAAAAAUUUUCCAUAAUUUUUUUAAACCCCUCCUUGAUCGAAAUAAGUCAAUCUGCUUACUCCCCCCCCCCCCUCCGUGAGCGAACAAAACCAUUAGAAAAAUCGCCAUUUUUUGACCAAAAACCCACCCUCCGUGAGUGAACAAAAAUUUUUUUUAAAUAGAAAAAAUUUUAAUGGAAAAAAAUUUUGAUAUAUAAGUGAUAAUUAGUAUAAUGAAAUCUAGAGCUAAUUCUGUUUAAUUUUUAAACAAAUUGCGUUUUAAAACAUAAAUUUUGCAAAUUAAAUUAAUAUUUGCUUCCCAAUUUUUGCAAAUUAGGAUUUUUUUAAAUUUCGAAAAAAAUAUUUUUUAUAAAAUUUAUAUAUAAAUUUUUUUUAAAAAAAAAAAUUAACCCCCCUCCGUGAGCGAACAAAAUUUUUUUGUUCGCUCACGGAGGGGGGGGGGGGGAGUUAGUCAAGCAUGGUGGGAGUGAGAAGCUGUUUCCAAUGACACAGCAGCAUUUCGGAGAAAAUCUGGAGAAUUCACAAUAUUUGACGAUGCAUGCUUGCAGAGAAACGGAGGAAACCCAUUCAGAUAUCCAAAACUCUCUAGAAAUAAAAGCAUGAUUGAGAAGCAUAAAUAG
Messenger RNA from Blepharisma stoltei, 1354 nucleotides. Lineage: Eukaryota; Ciliophora; Heterotrichea; Heterotrichida; Blepharismidae. The record is from the annotation of a GenBank genome assembly.